AUAAAUUCAGCACCGAAUAUGCUACAGAAUACAGGCAAUACGACUUGGAGGUCUAAUCAGUGAAACACAGGACAAACACUCUUUGAUUUCGCUCUUGCCUUCUGGGAAAUUGUCAAUCUAUAAAGCAUGAGAGGAUUAAUAUUUCCUAUCACGAUAAGUUUGUUGCUGCUGUUUGUUGGUCUGGAAACAGUAGAAUUACAGGAGUCAGGUGUCGUUAACCUUUCCGUUAAUAAGCCGUCAAAACAAGUUAGUACUUGGAAUGACAAACGAAGAUGGCCAUCUAACUUAGGCAAUGAUGGCGACGCUAACAGUCAUAUAAAUAAUGACCAUUGUUUCCAUACGAAAAAACACAUGAGCCCGUGGUGGGAAGUCGAUCUGUUGGAUGUUUAUAGCAUUAACACAGUUAAAAUGACCAAUAGAGCGGACUGCUGUGCCGAAAGGGCGGAGAAUGUGGAAGUCUCUGUAGCAGUAGACUACGGUGAAUGGACGGUUGUAGCGAGCAAGGCAGGUCCAUUGGGUGCAUCCGCAACCCUUACAUUUGAUCCCGUGGAAGCCCGUUAUGUUCGACUUACGUUGAGGGACAAAGAAACAUGGUUUCAUUUAUGUGAAGUGGAAGUCUAUGGAUCGACUUCUGAUAAUCUUGCUCUUGAAAAGCCGUCUAAUAUGAUCAGCAUUUGGGGCGAAAUGGAUAAUUGGGAUGCUGACAAAGGCAAUGAUGGCGACGCGGACAGUAAUAUUUAUAACAACCAUUGUUUCAUGACUGAUAAUCAAGUUAGUCCCUGGUGGGAAGUUGAUUUUCAGGAUGUUUAUUACAUAAGUCAAGUAAAGAUCACCAACAGGGCGGACU
Ruditapes philippinarum (Manila clam) is the source of this 847-nucleotide messenger RNA. RefSeq lists its product as uncharacterized. Lineage: Eukaryota; Metazoa; Mollusca; Bivalvia; Venerida; Veneridae. The record is from RefSeq and is a predicted model, not a curated record.